This is a messenger RNA of Penicillium vulpinum, 1767 nucleotides long. RefSeq names its product putative siderochrome-iron transporter Sit1 (gene sit1). NCBI's taxonomy places the organism in Eukaryota, Fungi, Ascomycota, Eurotiomycetes, Eurotiales, Aspergillaceae. Bases 1 to 1767 code for a protein of 588 amino acids. The transcript is spliced from 9 exons. Gene Ontology annotation, cellular component: endosome; vacuolar membrane. Gene Ontology annotation, biological process: transmembrane transport; intracellular iron ion homeostasis. The record is from RefSeq and is a predicted model, not a curated record. Gene Ontology annotation, molecular function: siderophore-iron transmembrane transporter activity.
AUGUCGCUUGUUAAAGAGGUCAACGUCGAUCCCAUCGGUGGAGACUCGAAGAACCCCCGCAAUGAAGCCGUCCCACUUGAUGCGCCCGUCAGCCUGCUGGGUGAAGGUAGUCCAGGUGUUCGUCGUAUAGAAAUUAUUACUUCACACUUUCGCUUGGUCGAUAGAAUCUGUCUGUUUUUUGCUAUUUUCCUGAUCGCUUAUGUGUACGGCUUGGAUGGAACUGUUCGCUAUACUUACCAGCCCUAUGCUACGCAGAGUUAUGGCCAACAUAGUCUUCUUGCAACCAUCAAUGUUCUCCGCGCCGUCAUCGCUGCUGCUGCACAGCCUACGGCGGCAAAGAUUGCAGAUGUAUUCGGUAGAGUGGAACUCAUCCUCGUUUCAAUCGUCUUUUAUACUGUGGGUACUAUUGUGGAAGCAUGUGCCACGAGUGUGGAGGGUUUCGCCGCGGGAGCUGUUAUCUAUCAGAUCGGAUACACCAGUAUCAUGCUUCUGGUCGAAGUCCUCAUCGCCGAUGUGACUUCCAGCAGAUCUCGUCUUCUUUUCUCCUAUAUCCCGGCCUUGCCGUUUAUUAUCAACACCUGGGUCAGCGGUGACUUGACUGCUGCCGUUCUCAAAGCCACCACAUGGCAAUGGGGCAUUGGCAUGUUUGCUAUCAUCUAUCCCGUGUGUGCUCUUCCUCUGAUCGCAGUCCUUUUUGUCGUCCAGCGACGCACAAAGAAGACUGGGGCGCUUGACUCUUACAAGAGCUCUCUCCAGACGCUAGGAAAGAGCAAAUUGGCCGUCGAACUGUUCUGGCAUCUGGAUAUCGUCGGCAACAUUCUCUUGAUUGGUAUGCUGGCUUGUAUUCUUGUUCCAUUUACUCUUGCUGGAGGCGUGACUGCACAGUGGAAGACUGCAAAGGUCAUUGCGCCGCUUGUUAUAGGCUUUUUGCUCAUCCCGGUCUGGGUUUUCUGGGAGAAGACCUGCAAACACCCGAUGUUGCCAUUCAAGCUUCUCCAAGACCGUGCUGUCUGGGGUGCCCUCGGAAUCCCUAUCAUGCUCAACACAGCGUGGUAUCUGCAAGGUGAUUUCCUAUACACCGUGCUAUGCGUCAGCUUCGACGAAUCAAUCAGUAGUGCCACUCGGAUUACAUCUCUUUACAGUUUUGUUUCCGUUAUCACAGGCGUUGUUCUCGGGCUCAUCGUCAUGAAGGUUCGCCAGUUGAAGCCCUUCAUCGUGGCUGGAACCCUCCUCUUCAUGGUUGCGUUCGGAAUCCUCAUCUAUUUCCGCGGUGGCGCUACGAGCUCCAGUCAUUCCGGCGUCAUUGGCGCGCAAAUUUUGCUGGGUAUUGCUGGUGGAAUGUUCCCCUACCCAGCUCAAGCCAGUAUCCAGGUUGCAUCCAAGCACGAACAUCUCGCUGUCAUCACUGGUCUCUUCCUCGCCGCCUACAACAUUGGUAGCGCACUGGGAAACACCAUCUCUGGCGCGAUCUGGAACCAAGUCUUGCCUUCUGAACUGAGUCAUAGACUCGGCAACGAAACCCUCGCUGCGUAUGUCUACGCCCAGCCACUUGCGUUUGCUGCUGUCAACCCUGUGGGUACGCCCGACCGAGAUAAUGUCAUUCUCGCCUAUCAGAAGACACAGCGUCUGCUGUGUAUCACGGGUAUCUGCUUGACAGUCCCUUUGAUUGCAUUCGCCCUGGUUAUUCGCAACCCGACACUCACGAAGGAGCAAAGUCUUGCCAAGGCGGAGGCGGAGAGUAGUGAUUCUGAUUUUCCUCCGAGGUGA